Molecule: messenger RNA, 1110 nt
Organism: Macrosteles quadrilineatus (aster leafhopper)
Lineage: Eukaryota; Metazoa; Arthropoda; Insecta; Hemiptera; Cicadellidae
Exons: 2
Coding region: 152-1006 (284 amino acids)
Source: RefSeq, a predicted model, not a curated record
CACAAAACUACAAUUAUUUUUCCAACGGUAAAUUUGUUGUUUGUUUUUUCGCUUCAGGUACACUUUUCCACGUUUUUCAUUCAAAACCUUUUGAUAUUUGGUUAUUUAUCGUUUGUGUUGACCUUACAACGUGAUUUCGGGUAGAAUAAAGAUGCUGCGAGCAAUACUCUCUCGAUCCACAAGAAAAUUCCUUGCUAAAAGACCUCUCCCAGAGUAUGCACUCUCUGCGCACGCCGCAUCUUCUGCUGUCUUCGAGCGGCCAAGAACGAUUCUACCUGUAGCCGUCCACAGCAAACGCCCCUUGCUCACACCAACGAAUAAUAAUAUGAUAAAUAACGUCCCUUACAUUACACCUUUCUUGAACAUACGUUGGGCCUCUGACCAGAAGAAGGAAAAGGCAAAAGUCUCCAGUCCCAGUGUAUGGGCGUGCAACAUGAUCAACAUGUUGAAGUGCGUUGACUUGAACGACCUGAAGGACGCGCCUCCGCCCGCGUUCUGGUUGGCCUUUGGAGUUGGGGCAACACAGGUUGUCUUCCCACUGGUAGAGAUCAUCGGAGGUUACUCUGACACCAUCACCUUCUACCAGCUCAACCUCGCCGCCUCCAGUGUAGCCGUCCUCAGCGGCAUCAAGUGGGGUCUUGCGGUAUCCAACAACCCCAUUCCCAAGCCUGAUUUUGAUACUUUAAAGUUGGUCAUGGGUCCUACAUACGUCGCCAUGUUGGGGCUGUUACUUCCUACCGCUUUAGGGUUCCCUACGGUCGCGGCCGCCUUGGUGAGUUCCCUCUACCUCGAUCUCAAGUCCUGCGCGUUCCCCCCGUGGGCCAACGCUACGAGGUUGUUCUUGACCGUGUCCACGCUUAGUGGACUGGCCAUGGCCUGGUUUGCAUACCUCCUCUUCCAUGAAGGGAAGAAUCAAAAGAAGAGAGAAGAGAAAAAAGAUGCUAAAGGUCUGAAUGAUAAAGAGGAUGGUGACGAGAAGUCCAAGAAAGAUGGGGAAAAACAAUGAGGAAAUUAUAUAAUAUUUUGUUUUUAUUUAUUUAUGUAAAAUUUAAAUACUGGUUACUGAGUGUCUUUGUUUAACUUAUGUAAAGUAAAACCUGUUAAAAUAAA